This is a messenger RNA of Peromyscus eremicus (cactus mouse), 1341 nucleotides long. RefSeq names its product twisted gastrulation BMP signaling modulator 1 (gene Twsg1). The transcript is spliced from 5 exons. The coding region runs from base 154 to 822 and encodes 222 amino acids. Lineage: Eukaryota; Metazoa; Chordata; Mammalia; Rodentia; Cricetidae. Gene Ontology annotation, biological process: regulation of BMP signaling pathway. The record is from RefSeq and is a predicted model, not a curated record.
AGGCGGGCGGGCGGGGAGCGGCCGGGGGUGCGGGCGGGCGGGCCUGUGUGUUGGCGGCGCCGGGGCUCGCGGGAGCUGCUCGGAAGCUCGGCCGCCGGGAGGAGGCCGCGGCCACGCUUCCUGGCAGUUACUGAGGGGCUCCUUUGAAGAACCAUGAAGUCACACUAUGUUGUGCUAACUCUAGCCUCCCUAAUGUUCCUGAUGUGUCUCCCUGUGUCACAGAGCUGUAACAAAGCACUCUGUGCUAGCGACGUGAGCAAAUGCCUCAUUCAGGAGCUCUGUCAGUGCCGGCCUGGAGAAGGAAGCUGCCCCUGCUGUAAGGAGUGCAUGCUGUGCCUGGGGGCCCUGUGGGAUGAGUGCUGUGACUGCGUGGGCAUGUGUAACCCUCGGAAUUACAGCGACACACCUCCCACUUCCAAGAGCACAGUGGAGGAGCUGCACGAGCCCAUCCCUUCCCUGUUCAGAGCGCUCACUGAGGGAGACACCCAGCUGAACUGGAACAUCGUCUCCUUCCCUGUGGCAGAAGAGCUCUCACACCAUGAAAACCUAGUUUCCUUUUUAGAAACUGUGAACCAGCCUCACCACCAAAAUGUGUCUGUUCCCAGCAACAAUGUUCACGCCCCUUAUCCCAGUGACAAAGAGCACAUGUGCACGGUGGUUUAUUUUGAUGACUGCAUGUCCAUACACCAGUGUAAAAUAUCCUGUGAGUCCAUGGGAGCGUCCAAGUACCGCUGGUUUCAUAACGCCUGCUGUGAGUGCAUCGGUCCCGAGUGUAUCGACUAUGGCAGCAAAACAGUCAAGUGUAUGAACUGCAUGUUUUAAAGAAGGAGAAGAAAUGCAAACCAAAGCAGUUCAGUUAACAGGAGGACGUGACAUUGCUCAUAAGUCACUAAGUGUGCAGAAGUACGAGUGAGGCAUGCUAGGACCGUGUUAAAUUAUAUGAUUAGAACUGCACUUUGUAUGUUUGCUGCCUAUUUGUGUAUGUCUCUUCUGUUGGAUACAGUAGACCUUCAGUCAUAUGAGAAUCAGGGUGCAGAGGAGUCCUGGGAGAUCUGAAGAUCUGAAGAAAGACUCGUGCUUUUGUUUGGAAAGUGAUAGAGAAGACUGUUAACAGGAAGUCCUAGGACACCAGGUCUCUAUGCUCACACCUUUCCUAACCGUGCCUUGGAUUGCUUAUCUGUUUCAUAUAAAGAGAGUCAGUAGUGCAGUACAGAAUUCGAACUCCCAUUCAAGCCGCUGUAGAAGCUUAAUUUCAAACCAUUUUACAUUGGUCUUAGAAAGUCAAUAUUUACUGUAUUUUACAAGAGAAAACUUGUACCUAGGGCAGGUGAGCUGCCACAC